CAACGAACUGACUUCGCGUUAGCCAUGUUGUCGGUGCUCAUUGUUACUCUACUGGCUGUGACGGCCGCCGGAGAGGCCCUGGCGCCGGCACUUGCAGGUGGUGGUGCCCAGUCUUCUAAGAGACACGUCCGCUCCAUGCGGUGGAGUCCCUGGACCCCCACAAGUCCCAAGUUUGCCCAGAGUAGAAGAGCAGGAUACGGUGGAGGAGGUAGUGAUGACUCAGGCGGAGGUGUGGUGAAAGUGUACGGCAUACAAGGAGCAGGUGGAAACAUAGAUGGUCGCCGGAAAUCCUUUGGUGGAAGCAGCGCAGGAGAUGGAGGCGUGGUGAAGGUUUACGGCGUUCAAGGUGCAGUUGGCAGCAGAGGUGAUGGUGGAAAAAACUUCGGUAGAGGCGGCGGUGUUGGUGGAGGAGGAGGUGUGGUAAAGGUGUACGGUGUUAGUGGCGGCAACAAGGCAAAAGUUUUCGACAGAGGUUGUAAUGGCGUCGGUGGAGUUGUGAAAGUGUAUGGGAUUAAAGGAGUUGGUGGCAACGGGUACAGCGGUGGAAAUGAUGGUGCUGGUGGCUUCUUUAAAGUAUAUGGAGGGCAUGGCGGUGGAGGGCACGGUGGUGGAGGAGAUGGAGGAGGUGAUGAUGGUGGAGUGGUGAAAAUAUAUGGAAUCAAUGGCGGUGCAGUAGGUGGCAGACAUUAUGGUGGACUCGGAGGAAGUGGAUUUGGCAAAGAGGGUGGUGUGGUAAAAGUUUACGGAGUUCGAGGUAACGUUGGAGGCAGCGGCCAAGGUGGAAAAUAUGGUGAUGAUGGACACGGAGGAGGUGGAGGCGGUAUCGGAGGUGUUGUAAAGGUGUAUGGCGUGCAGGGACAUGGUGGACAUGGUGGUAGUGGACAUGGAGGAGGUGGAGUGGACACGGAGGAGGUGGAGGUGGUGCUGGAGGUGUUGUUAAAGUAUAUGGUGUGCAAGGAGAUGGUGGACAUGGUGGUAGUGGGAGUGGACAUGGUGGCGGUGGACACGGAGGAAGUGGAGGUGUUGUAA
Hyalella azteca is the source of this 1029-nucleotide messenger RNA. Its product is annotated as glycine-rich cell wall structural protein 1-like. The record is from RefSeq and is a predicted model, not a curated record. The transcript is spliced from 3 exons. Lineage: Eukaryota; Metazoa; Arthropoda; Malacostraca; Amphipoda; Hyalellidae. Bases 25 to 1029 code for a protein of 334 amino acids.